AUGCCGUCUAUGGAUGACUUAGAUCAAUUCCUUCAGGAGUGCGACUGCGCCUUACUCCUCAUGUCUGAGAAGAACACGAGCGAAGAGAGCGCAGGAAACUCAACUGAGUCUUCACAAACAGAUGAUGAAGGCAGCGUGGACGAGGACGGCGUCACCACGCUUAUGGAGGCAGCCAAAAGAAACGACGUGAAGGCGGUGAAGCGCUAUAUCCCUUAUCAGGCAAGGAUGGUGGCGAAGCUUGUCAAGGCAGGGAGAGUAGAGAUAUACGAUGGGACGGCCCUGAUGGUCGCUGCGGUGCUUGGACACACCAGAGUGGUGAAGCUGCUGAUGAGGCACGAGCGUUGCAUGAGGAGCAGUAAUGAAUGGACGGCCCUCAUGUGGGCGGCACUUUUUGGCCGCACCGAGGUCGUGAAACUACUCCUGGAUGUUGAGGGAGGCAUGCAAAUAAACGGAGGUGUUACCGCCCUCACAGCUGCAGCAGGCUUUGGCCGUCUGGACUGUGUCAAGUUACUGCUGGAGAGAGAGAAGGACGUAGGCGGCGAGUCUGCUCUUUGUAUGGCUAGUACACGAGGUCACCCCGAGGUGGCGUCUUUUCUUGAAAAUAAGGGCAUUAGGCUAGUGGAUCCUUACCUGUGA
This is a messenger RNA of Giardia duodenalis, 636 nucleotides long. RefSeq names its product Ankyrin repeat protein 1. The record is from RefSeq and is a predicted model, not a curated record. NCBI's taxonomy places the organism in Eukaryota, Fornicata, Diplomonadida, Hexamitidae. The transcript has a single exon. Gene Ontology annotation, molecular function: protein binding. Bases 1 to 636 code for a protein of 211 amino acids.